Salvia miltiorrhiza (redroot sage) is the source of this 4437-nucleotide messenger RNA. Its product is annotated as mitogen-activated protein kinase kinase kinase YODA-like. Gene Ontology annotation, molecular function: ATP binding; protein kinase activity. Gene Ontology annotation, biological process: protein phosphorylation. Lineage: Eukaryota; Viridiplantae; Streptophyta; Magnoliopsida; Lamiales; Lamiaceae. The transcript is spliced from 13 exons. The record is from RefSeq and is a predicted model, not a curated record. Bases 1374 to 4028 code for a protein of 884 amino acids.
UAUUUUACAAGUUAAUGAAAGUUCUUGAAACUGUUUUGAUAUUGUUGUUUUAGCAAUCACUCCUUGAUCCAUGCCCACCCAUAUAUCCUUGAUGGAGUUUUUAUCUGAAAUUUUAUAAUGGUGAGGUUUUUUCAUGGAUCAAGUUUAUUUGUCUGUCUUGGUGGAGAACGCUAAUUGAUUUAUGUGUUUCUAUGUCUUUCCAAUACACUAAGACAUGAAUCAUGGAUCUGUAAUUUCAUAUAUCCUCUAAUGUGUUUCGAACAUUAGAUGCCGAUGUGUUUAAAUUUUUCCAAAAAUGUAAUACCUUUUGUUAAUUUGAAAUGAUUGAACAUUCGUGCUUAAUAUACCAUAUACUCUAAAUACUUAAAAAUAUGCACCGGCUGAAGCAAGUCGCAUUAAUUGGAAAUUGGUGACGUUAAGAUCUAAAAACCGGAUUCCAGAUUUUGUGAACCUAUGAAUCAGUAUACUUUGUUCCGUUACUCCGGUAAGAAGAAAUGCUUCGGUUCCAGACCACCAAAAUGUUAUGAUAAUAUAUAAUCCUGAAAAUCUAUGGGAUUCUUGUUAAAGUAGCCUAUAUAUUUCAUCCUCAUGGUGGAAAUGAGGAUGAUUUUCUUACUUUUUUGUCUUGAUUAAUUAAUUUCUUCUAGUACUUCAUUAAAUGCAAACAAUCCCUACUUAUGAUUAUAUAUACAUAUGUUUUGUUGUAGAUGUUUAGGUGGAAGAUAGUAAAUGUUUUCUAAAUCAAAUCAGACACGUGCACUUCAAUUAUCCAAAAAUCUAAUAAGCAUAUCAUGUGAAAGGAUUGCUUGCUUUUCUAUUUGAAGUAAGUUGAUGUGUAUGAAGCUGGUGGUUUUAUUAAAUAAUCCGCUUAUUAUGGUUUAUUAUCUAAUGGCUCAGUAUGGAUUCGGUCUAAUGAAAAAUUUAGAAGUCCUUUAAUUAGAAAACUUGUAUGACCAGAUUCGAACAUUUCUUUUUACGAAAUGAUUGACAUGUAAUAUACAUAGGAUCAAUUUAUGUAAAUGUUAUUUCUGUGUCAUCAACAAUUGAUAUGUAAAAUUGCUGGUGUGAUGAUUCACUUUGCUGUUGCAUACAUGUUCAUAGACUGGUUGUCAAUUUUAAUGCUUUUUUGUAUUACCGAAGACCAAAGGGUCAUCCCAAAUUUAUCAAAAUCUUGAACGCUUUGGCCAUUCAUUUCACUCAUCUGUCUGUAGCAGUACUUACCAACUAUGCAUUGCAUAUCUAUUUGAUAUAUAAAGCAGCCUUUUCUGCACCAAGUUUAUUCAAUCCAAGGAUCGCAACUGACAGUUCAGUCUGAAUAUUAUCUAUUUUUAUACUGUUUCUGGAGGAUUGAAAGCUGCUGUUGUAUAUUAAAUAUGCCUUCAUGGUGGCCAAAAUCUUCCAAAGAUGUGAAGAAGAAAUCAAAUGUAGAAAGUUUCAUUGGUUCAUGGCACAGGAAAUGCAUUAGACCUGGAGCUCCUCGUAGACAUCGUAGUGAUACUACCUCACAGAAGAUAUCUAGGGCAGAUUCACUGUCCCCAUCACCAUCCAAACAAGUAUCACGUUGUCAGAGUUUUGGUGAGAGGCCCCAGGCCCAACCACUUCCCCUUCCAGGUAGCCAUUUUACUAAUAGUUACCAUGCUGAUUCUGGGGACAGAGCAUCAAAAGGACCAUCAGUUGAUAGAGGUUCCAAAACCGCGGUCUUCCAUCCCCUUCCAAAACCUGGGCAUGGAAAAAUUGGGAAACGUGCUGAAGUUGGUGAAAGGGACCUGGCAACUGCUUCUAGUUCUAGUGAUAGUUCCAGUGAUACUGAUGAUCCAUCUGACUCACGUCUCCUAAGCCCUCAAGCUUCUGAUUAUGAGAAUGGAAUUAAAUCUGAUGCAGCUAGUCCUUCUGGAUUGAAGCAAAGGGAUCAGUUUCCCUUUGCCAAGAAAAAGAGUUCAAAAGAGAUGUCACCGGCAGCUGAUAUUUUGUUGCAUUGUCGAACUAGCCCUGAAUCACCUAAUCAGAGGCCUGUAGAUGCUAAAGUUGCUCGUAUAAAAGUUCCUCAUCUAAGCGUUCCUAACAGCUCAAUGUCGAGUCCUUCUAGAAGUCCAAUGAGGGGAUUUUGUCAUGAGCCUAUCAUGAAUGGUGGUUUCUGGCUAGGAAAACCAUAUGCAGAUUUACCUAUUCUAGGAUCUGGACACGGCUCGAGUCCGAGUUCUGUCCACAAUUCAGGGCACAACUCUUUCGCAGGAGAUGGAACAUGCCAGCUCUUUUGGCCGAACAGCAGGUGCAGUCCUGAAUGUUCACCAUUACCUAGCCCAAGAAUGACGAGCCCUGGUCCCAGCUCAAGAAUACACAGUGGUACAGUGACGCCUCUGCAUCCUUGUGCUGGGGGGCCGUCAGCUGAGUCGCCUACAGCAUGGCUUGAAGAUGGAAGGCAACAGAGCCAUCGGCUGCCUCUUCCUCCAAUAACAAGUUCUAAUGCUUCCUCAUUCACUCCAUCAUAUUCAGCAGGAACUUCUCCCAGGAUUACACGCAGUCCUGGUAGGACAGAUAAUCCUCCAAGCCCAGGUUCACGCUGGAAGAAAGGACGCCUACUUGGCAGAGGAACAUUUGGACAUGUUUAUCUGGGCUUUAAUAGUGAAAGUGGUGAGAUGUGUGCAAUGAAGGAGGUUACAUUAUUCUCUGAUGAUGCUAAGUCAAGGGAAUCUGCUCAGCAACUUGGUCAGGAAAUUGCACUCUUAAGUCGCCUCCAUCAUCCAAACAUUGUGCAAUAUUAUGGAUCUGAGACAGUAGACGACAAACUCUAUAUAUACCUUGAGUUUGUGUCCGGUGGUUCUAUUUACAAAAUUCUCCAAGAGUAUGGGCAGUUGGGUGAAGCAGCAAUCAGAAGUUAUACCCAACAGAUAUUAUCUGGGUUGGCUUAUUUGCAUGGCAAAAACACAAUUCACAGGGACAUAAAAGGAGCAAAUAUUCUUGUUGACCCUAAUGGGCGGGUAAAAUUGGCAGAUUUCGGGAUGGCGAAACAUAUAACUGGGCAGUCCUGUCCUUUGUCGUUUAAAGGAAGCCCAUACUGGAUGGCACCUGAGGUCAUAAAGAAUACGAGUGGUUGUAACCUUGCGGUGGAUAUAUGGAGCCUUGGAUGCACUGUCCUGGAGAUGGCUACGACAAAACCACCUUGGAGUCAAUACGAAGGGGUUGCUGCUAUGUUUAAGAUUGGAAAUAGCAAGGAACUUCCAGAAAUUCCCAAUCAUCUCUCAGAAGAGGGGAGGAGUUUUGUGAGGCAGUGUUUGCAGCGUAAUCCAUCUCAUCGACCUACAGCGGCUCAACUCCUGGAUCAUCCUUUUGUAAAAAAUUCUGUUUCUCUGGAGAGACCUGUUCUGAUUGCUGAUCCUAAGGAAUCAAUACCUGUCCUCACACAUGCAGUCAGAGCACUGGGUUUUGGACAUUCCAGAACACCUCCUUGUUUGGACUCAUCAGGAACCGUCAAUCAUUCUAAAACCCCAAAAACUGUUCCUGGAUUUAGUGAUGCCUAUAUGGCUAGAAACAACACUUGUGCUGUACCUCCAGUUGCAACUGCUCGUUCUAGUUCGCGAUCUCCACAGCACAUAAAUGGAAGAUUAUCGCCAUCUCCAAUAUCAAGCCCUCGGGCUGCAUCUGGUGCCUCAACUCCUCCAGGUGGUGGCAACCUCAGUACUCUUCCUCAAUACAAUUUGAAGAAUUUGCAUGAAGGCAGUGGUAUGGUAGCUAUGCCCCAAAAUGCCUUCCCUGCACAUGGAAAUGGGUCUCAGGAGCAUAAGCCUGAUAUAUUUCGAGGACUCAUUCAAGCUCAUUUGUCCUUGGAAUCCGUUUCACGGGAUAAUGAUAUCCGUGGAAACAAGGUUGAACGCCCUGCUGUGCAUGGUAAAAAAGAACAGUUAUAUGAUUCACAUCUAGUUUUAGCUGACCGGGUGUCACAGCAGCUCUUGAGGAAUCCAGUGAGAUUAAAUCAAGGUUCAGAACUAAAGCCAAGUUCUUCGCUGCCUAGUCACAGAAAUAGAGGUUAAUGAAGUGCAUUAUGAAGCAAGUUGUAACUUAUGGACUAACGAAACAAUAUUUUUAGUAUAUUCUUUUUCUUUCUUGAAAAGGAGGGAAAGUCUAGCCCAGAUUCUGAAGAUGUAAGAAGCUGGCUGGUGUAGAGAACUGUAUAUUUUGUAGAUGUUUUCCGACUUAGGAAAAGGUAGAGAGAAAGAUGGGAAUUGUUUUUAGAUUUGGUAGUUAUAUUUUGCAUUUUGAAUCUUUUCCCCUGUCCUCUGCUACUACAGGAAGUGUUUUGUCAGUCUCUCUACAAUUUUGUAUAUUUUAUAGGACUACAAAAUUUUGAUGAGGCUGUGUGAGAUAGGUUAUGAUUCUUAUGGAUAGAGCUCAUAGACAAUUCUGAUGGGUAUCUGAAAAUAUAGUGUAUUCCUAUUGCCA